UUUUUUGUCGACUAUUGUCGAUUCAACAUAUCUUUUGGUCAAGUUGUCAACGACAUUUCUGCUUUGUGUCACAUUUCGUAGAUUUCUUGUGUCUGCAUCGAGGACAUUAAUUACAUCGAAAUGCUUAAUCACGUAUUGCGACCGAUCACUCGUAACUUUAUCAGAAGUGGCAGUCGUUCCUCCAGCUCAAAAGUCGUGGAUAUUAAAUUGCCAACAAUAAAUGACAUACCUGGACCAUGUGGACCAUGGAAAAAACAUUAUGACGCGAGACAGAAAGUUUACAAUGCUCAAUUAAUUGCUGGUGUUGGUAUACUAAUUAGUACCAUAGCUUAUAUAAAAAUAUCAGGCGCUAUCUUCUUUAACUUUGGCCCACCCGAGGAACCCAUUGAAAACAAAUAAAUAUUUAAAAUAUAAAAUUAGAGAAAAAUAGAUGUCAGCAAUCUGGCCAUACUGCUGAGAAUAUUAUUUACUUCAUUAUGCUAAUGUAACACGCAAUAACUUGUAUUCAAUAAAUAGUUCAUAUUUAUGAUUA
This is a messenger RNA of Trachymyrmex septentrionalis, 532 nucleotides long. RefSeq lists its product as uncharacterized. NCBI's taxonomy places the organism in Eukaryota, Metazoa, Arthropoda, Insecta, Hymenoptera, Formicidae. Bases 121 to 399 code for a protein of 92 amino acids. The record is from RefSeq and is a predicted model, not a curated record. The transcript has 3 exons.